AUGCACAUUGAUGUACUUAACUUAACCCCUCAUGGCAAAGAGUAAAGUGGGAAAGAAAGAAAAAGAAAUGGGAAACCAUUCCUCCUGGCACCUCAGCCCCUGUACAAUGAUCACGUGGAACAUGAAAUUCAGACUGAAAAUCAGGAAAUAAUGGUGAUCAAGACAAUUAUGUAUAGAAUUAAAUAUUAAUCUUCAACUUACCCUUUGAAAAAUCUCUCUCUAUAUAUAUAGUAAUUCCCAUUUUCUCAAUAAUCUAACAGAGGCUAAUUAAGCUUCAGCUGCCUUCUGUUCUUUCAACUUUCAGCAAGUUCAAUAUCUAUGGAUGUCCAUAUUUUGUUGCUUGUUUUGUCCCUGAUUAUUCUCAUAUCAUCACCCCAUUUUUCCUCUUCUUUAGUAUCUAAUUCUUCCUUGAAGAAAGGCUCAUCUCUCUCCGUGGAGGAUAUAUUGGUUUCACCAAGUGGAGUUUUCUCCGCUGGAUUUUUAAGAGCUGGUGAUAAUGCGUACUACUUUUCUAUAUGGUUUAGCAAACCAUCUUGCACUACUGCCGACGAUUGCACAAUUGUUUGGAUGGGUAAUCGUGAUUUCCCAGUUAAUGGGAAAAGAUCAAAGCUUUGGCUCCUAGAAACUGGAAAUCUUGUCUUAAUUGAUGGUGGUGAUAAGUCCAUUGCUUGGUAUACAAACGCCGUUUCAAGAAGUGCCCCAUCGGAGGUAAUUCUGUAUGACAGUGGCAAUCUUGUUUUGCAAAAUAUGGAAGGUGCUAUUCUUUGGCAAAGCUUUGAUUUCCCUACUGAUACUCUUCUUCCUCUGCAAAAUUUUACCAAAAACAUGCAGCUCGUCUCAUCAAGAUCUAAAACAAAUUUUUCUUCUGGUUUUUACAAGCUUUUCUUUAACAACGACAACUUACUUCGUCUUUUAUAUGAUGGCGUACAAGACACAAGCAUUUAUUGGCCAAUUCCAUGGCUUGUUAGCUGGGCAAUAAAAGGAAGGUUCGCAUAUAACAGUAGGAGAUUUGCUUUUCUUGAUUCUUCAGGCAAGUUUACUUCAUCUGAUAAUUUUUCUUUUCUUUCAACGGAAUACGGAGAAACUGGAUUUCAAAGAAGAUUGACUAUUGAUUUUGAUGGUAAUCUUCGAUUGUACAGUCGAAAAGAAAAUAGCAACUCCUGGGUUGUUGCAUGGCAAGCCUUGACGCGACCUUGCGAAGUUCAUGGAAUUUGUGGAGCAAAUAGUAUGUGCAAAUAUGACCCAUUUUCUGGUAGAAAAUGUUCUUGUCUUCCAGGUUAUAAGGUAAAGAAUUCUGCAGAUUGGUCAAGUGGUUGUGAACCAGAAGUUCCAGAAAUCAAGAAUCUGUCAUGUCAGAGUAUUCCAGAAUCCAGAAAUCAAGUUGGUUUUAUUAAGCUUACCCAUGUAGAGUUUUAUGGAUAUGACUAUGCCAUCAAUCCUGGUUACACAUUUCGAAUGUGUAAGCAAUUAUGUUUGAGUUUGUGCGAAUGCAAGGGUUUUGAGUACAAAUACGUUGGUAAUGGUUUGUGGAAUUUGUUUUCUGCUGUAAACAACAUAAGACCAACCACUUGGCCUACAAUGUGUUAUAUUAAGAUGGCAUUGUUAAAUGGGCAACGCUCACCCAGCUUUGAUGGGGAUUUUUAUUUAAAAGUUCCUAAAAAUAAUCUCUUCUCUAAGAAAGAGGAAGUUUUAGGAUUUGGGUUAAAUUGCUCAAGUGAAAUUGUAAGGCCAAUAGAUAGAAUAUACACAAAAAGCAAUCAGAACGAGAAAUUGCAUUUGCUUCUUCGGUUUGCCACUAUUUUAGGAGUAGUUGAGAUUAUUGGGAUCCUUCUUGUUUGGUGUUUCUUGAAUAGUUCUUUCCAUCAUCAACACUCAAAUAAUGAAUCUACUGCUCAAGGCUAUCAGACAAUAACUGGAUUCAAAAGAUUCACUUAUUCUGAGCUGAAAAAAGCAACAGCAAAUUUCAAAAUGGAAAUUGGAAGAGGAGCAGGAGGAAUUGUAUACGAAGGAACACUAUCAGAAAAUCGGGUUGCAGCAAUUAAAAGACUUAAUUUUGCUGGUGAUCGAGGAGAAGCUGAAUUUUUAGCAGAAGUAAGCGCUAUUGGGAAACUUAAUCACAAGAACUUAAUAGAAAUGUGGGGGUAUUGUGCAGAAAAAAAGCACAGACUUUUAGUUUACAAGUACAUGAAACAUGGGUCCUUAUCAGAAAAUCUUUCCUCUAAAGCUCUUGAUUGGCAAAAGAGAUUCCAAAUUGCCAUAGGCACAGCAAGAGCACUUGCUUAUCUCCAUGAAGAGUGCUUGGAAUGGGUUUUACAUUGUGAUGUGAAGCCUGAAAACAUAUUAUUAGACUCUAAAUACCAGCCAAAGGUGUCAGAUUUUGGAUUAUCAAAGCUACUAAAUAGAGAAGAUAACAAUCCAAGCUUCUCAAGAAUGAGAGGAACUAGAGGUUACAUGGCUCCUGAAUGGGUUUUGAAACUACCCAUUACUUCAAAAGUUGAUGUUUACAGCUAUGGCAUUGUUGUUUUGGAGAUGGUGACAGGGAAGAGUCCAACAAUGGAAGAAAAGACAGGAUUGGCGACAUGGGUAAGAGAGAAGAAAAAUGGAGGCGAGUCAUGGAUUGAAGAGAUUUUAGACGCAAAAUUGGUAGGAGAAUAUGAUAGAGACGAGGUGGAAAUUGUUGUGACAUUGGCUCUGCAAUGUGUGGAAGAAGACAAAGAUUCAAGACCCGCCAUGAGCAAAGUCGUUGAGACUCUUCUGCACAACUGUCAACACUAUCUCUAGCUUGGCUAGUCAUGGAGAGGAACCUAACUAAACUUUGGCCUUAUCUCAGGAUUUUUCUCUUUUUAAUUUUCUGGCCUCGUAGAAUUCUGUUUGAUUUGUGUAAAUUAAUGGAUGAUUUUCUUUUAAUUCCUUUUUUUUUUUUUUUGAAAGAUUUUAGUAAUUUAAUGAGAUAUGCCAAAGUUGAAAAAAAUUAUAAAUUAUUUCUAAAAAAAAGAAAAAAAUUACAAAUUUAUUUCUUAAUUUUCUUAACCUGUAGCCAAUCCUGUUUACACAUUAAUUUUUUUUAAAAUGGACCGUACGGUACAAGACUACAAGUCACGACAAGUACAAAAACAGCAGCGUUUAAUUACUGUUUUACAAACCCUCAUCAUCGCUCUUGAGAAUCCUCCUAACAUAAAAUUUUAACGCUUGACGCUUCUGUUAAACACUGAUGGCGUCGCAAUCGAGAAAGGGCGGAGUAUCGCUGCCGGCGAAGCGAGCGUCCAAGUCGCAAGCAGAGCCCACUAUCCUCGCCAAGUUCACCAACUCCGAAAUCGUCGCGAAAGGCAAGCAAGUUGCCAGCGACACCGUUUUCGUCACCAAGAAACUCCUUCAGAGCACCGGAAAAGCCGCUUGGAUUGCUGGAACCACCUUCUUAAUCCUGGUGGUGCCUCUUAUUAUCGAGAUGGAUCGCGAGCAGCAAUUGACUGAACUCGAGAUCCAGCAACAAAGCCUCCUUGGAGCCCCGCCCGUUGGCCUGCCCCAAAAGUAAAACAAUAGUGAAUUGGGUCAGGUUAGAGAUACUCUUAUUGUUAUGUGAUUUGUAGUAUCUAUUUUUAAGGAUUGAGAUUUUUGAGCUACAUUAAUCCAUUGUUGUUUGGUCCCUUUUAGUUUUGUAGGUUUUGCUUUCAAUGCGCAACGUAAAAUGGAUUUUUGCGAUUUACAACAUGUUUGUGAGAUUUUUUGCUGUUA
This is a messenger RNA of Jatropha curcas, 3732 nucleotides long. NCBI's taxonomy places the organism in Eukaryota, Viridiplantae, Streptophyta, Magnoliopsida, Malpighiales, Euphorbiaceae. The record is from RefSeq and is a predicted model, not a curated record.